AAAGUCUCCAGCCCGCUAAACCUGAGUUGGAUUGGACUGGGCCGUCAACGUAAGAGCGCUAAGGAAACUCAAAAGUCUCUUCUUCAUUUCCUUUUUCGGUCCGGCUAAAAUCUCGACAGUUCUCAACCGUCCGGCUAGUCGGCGACCGUCGCUACCGGCAAUGCGGAGAACCGGCGUGACUCCCUCAAUCUUUCUUCUCUUCCUCUUCUUCCUUCUUCUCUCUAAGCCAUCACCUUGUUCCUCCUUUUCUUUCCCCUUUUCCAACUACCAUGCCGUUUUCUCUCUAUCUCAUUCGCUGUUCUCCCGCGUUGCUAAUCUACGGGAAGCUCGCGGAGACUACGAUGGCGCUGCCCGAGCUCGAUCCAUUGCUAGAAAACUGGAGAAUGGUAUGGGUAUUGGUUUCUGGAAAGUCAUGUGGAACGUGGGUUGGGACUAUGCUCGAAAUUAUGCUUGGAGAGAUGCUACGUCGUUUGAAAUGUUCGGUGCUUUCUCUGAUCUGAAUGAAAUUCUGCGAGGUCUUAGCGACUUUUCAAGUGUCAGUUCAGAUACGGAAAGGGUUAAAUGGAUGAAUCGGAAUUAUGAAAAUUUAUUCAGAGUUUCAAAAUCUCUUUUUGGUAAAUUCCGGAAGGUGUUUCGACAACCACAGGGUCCGGUAAAGGAAGUAAUGGAGACACUUCAGAAGGAAGUAUUAGAAGGUGAUUUGCUUAAGGAUUGCCUUGAAUUGGGUUCUACUGAUUUGAAGGGCCUGAUCACGGUUUUGAAGGAUAUUUCUUCAAAAUAUACCUCUACUUUCUCUACCCGGGCAGAGCUGUGACUGAGUGAAGUUGAAACCAAGGUAUUAUGGUUAACUCCCUAACAAGUUUUGUUGCUCUCCGGUACAGUACUAACAGAAGUGUAAAAGCUCAAUGGAGAAGAAGCUGAUUUUUUUGUUUCCAGGCUUGUACUUUACGUGACUUGUUAAGAGCCAAAACUAUGUGAAUAUAUUUGCUCGUAUAGAAGUAGCUGAUUUUGUUCAAUGAUAGAAAGGCUUCUGAAAGGAACUCAAACAAAGCUGAUUUAGUGUGGUGGAACUCCUCUUGUAGAAACUGCCUGACAUGGGCUGUAGCUACAAAAGAUA
Solanum stenotomum is the source of this 1117-nucleotide messenger RNA. RefSeq lists its product as uncharacterized. The record is from RefSeq and is a predicted model, not a curated record. The transcript has 2 exons. Bases 161 to 814 code for a protein of 217 amino acids. Lineage: Eukaryota; Viridiplantae; Streptophyta; Magnoliopsida; Solanales; Solanaceae.